Messenger RNA from Procambarus clarkii (red swamp crayfish), 1341 nucleotides. Lineage: Eukaryota; Metazoa; Arthropoda; Malacostraca; Decapoda; Cambaridae. The record is from RefSeq and is a predicted model, not a curated record.
AUGCAAUUGAAAAUACAUAGAAAAUCUACAAGGUGCACAGAGGAAUGUGGCCGAGCAUCACGUAGUGAAUACUGUCAGGGUCCGCUGCCGUGGAGUUGUAGGGAGCGGGGAGGACAAGGUGGACUCAGAAAGGAUGAUGAGAUUGUUGUUAAGGAGUUGAAGGCGAGUAUGAAAGUCCAAGAGAAACCAGAGACCAACACCUGGUCCUCCUCUAUAGAUAUAGAGGAGGACCACCUCUAUAGAGCUGUCGAUACUAGAUUACUCAGACCAAGAAGUAGUCACAAGAAAGCGGCCCCUGUGAGCGCGGCCCCUGUGAGCGCGGCCCCUGUGAGCGCGGCCCCUGUGAGCGCGGCCCUUGUGAGCGCGGCCCUUGUGAGCGCGGCCCCUGUGAGCGCGGCCCCUGUGAGCGCGGCCCCUGUGAGCGCGGCCCCUGUGAGCGCGGCCCCAGUGAGCGCGGCCACUGUGAGCGCGGCCCCUGUGAGCGCGGCCCCUGUGAGCGCGGCCCCUGUGAGCGCGGCCCCUGUGAGCGCGGCCCUUGUGAGCGCGGCCCCUGUGAGCGCGGCCCCUGUGAGCGCGGCCCCUGUGAGCGCGGCCACUGUGAGCGCGGCCCCUGUGAGCGCAGUCACUGUGAGCGCGGCCGCUGUGAGCGCGGCCCCUGUGAGCACUGACCCUGUGAGCGCUGACCCUGUGAGCGCUGACCCUGUGAGCGCUGACCCUGUAAGCACUGACCCAGUGAGCGCUGACCCUGUAAGCACUGACCCUGUGAGCGCUGACCCUGUAAGCACUGACCCUGUGAGCACUGACCCUGUGAGCGCUGACCCUGUGAGCGCUGACCCUGUGAGCGCUGACCCUGUGAGCGCUGACCCUGUGAGCGCUGACCCUGUGAGCACUGACCCUGUAAGCACUGACCCUGUUAGCGCUGACCCUGUGAGCGCUGACCCUGUGAGCACUGACCCAUUGAGCGCUGACCCAGUGAGCGCUGACCCAGUGAGCGCUGACCCAGUGAGUGCUGACCCAGUGAGCGCUGACCCAGUGAGCGCUGACCCAGUGAGCGCUGACCCAGUGAGCGCUGACCCAGUGAGCGCUGACCCAGUGAGCGCUGACCCAGUGAGCGCUGACCCAUGCGCUGACCCAGUGAGCGCUGACCCAGUGAGCGCUGACCCAGUGAGCGCUGACCCAGUGAGCGCUGACCCAGUGAGCGCUGACCCAGUGAGCGCUGACCCAGUGAGCGCUGACCCAGUGAGCGCAGCCCCAGUGAGCGCUGACCCAGUGAGCGCUGACCCAGUGAGCGCUGACCCUGUGAGCACUGACCCUGUGAGCGCGGACUCCGUGUGCACAUAG